UGCCAAGCGAGGCGGAAGGCCUAAAACAAACGAAACGGGCUGGCGAGGCGAGGCGAGAAUUAUCCAGUGAACCGUGUGCUUUGAUAGUGAGUGCAAAAUUCCAAUAAAAGUGGCCUGAAUAACUCAUCGCAAUGCAAUCACAGCAAUAAAGCGGAACUAAACCCAAGGAAACGCCCAAAGAAAUUCGUGAAAGAAAGGGAAAUCCUUCCCUGAAAAAAACCGACCCAGUAAACCGUUCCUUCUUUAUAAAAACAACAACAUGGUUGUAGUUCCCGCUCUGGGCGCCGCCGCCGUUUCCGUGGGCGGUCUGCUCUUCAAGGCGAGUGCCGCCUCCAAGGCGGCGGCAGCAGCGGGCGUGGCAGCGGCAGGUGCCUCCAAAUUGGGCCUGGCCAUCGCCGGUGCUAUCAAGCUGGCCACCGCUGUAAUUGGCGUUGGCAAACUGACCAUACUGCCAUUCCUGAUAGCGGCUAUUGCCUACUACAACUACGAUCUCUUCGAUCCGGAGAAUCGACCCUUCAAUGUGCAGCAGGUGGAGUUGGCCUACGAUUUCAUCAUCAUCGGUGGCGGUUCGGCGGGCACUGUUUUGGCCUCCAGACUCUCGGAGAUCCCGCACUGGAAGAUCCUGCUCCUGGAGGCCGGUGGCCAUGAGACGGAAAUCUCCGAUGUGCCGCUGCUGUCGCUCUAUUUGCAUAAAAGCAAAUUGGAUUGGAAGUACCGCACCCAACCACAGCCGACAGCUUGUCAGGCGAUGAAGGACAAGCGCUGCUGCUGGACGAGAGGAAAAGUGUUGGGCGGCAGUUCGGUGCUGAAUACAAUGCUCUACAUCAGGGGAAAUAAGCGAGACUUUGACCAGUGGGCAGAGUUUGGAAAUCCCGGUUGGGCAUACGAGGACAUUCUGCCCUACUUCCGGAAGUCGGAGGAUCAACGGAAUCCCUAUUUGGCCAGGAACAAGCGCUACCAUGGCACAGGUGGCCUUUGGACCGUCCAGGAUGCGCCGUACAACACGCCCAUUGGACCGGCAUUUCUGCAGGCUGGCGAGGAGAUGGGCUACGAUAUCGUGGACGUGAAUGGAGAACAACAGACGGGUUUCGGUUUCUAUCAGUUCAACAUGCGACGCGGUUCCCGCAGUUCCACGGCCAAAUCAUUUUUGCGACCAGCUCGUCUGCGACCCAAUCUUCAUGUGGCACUCUUUUCGCAUGUUACCAAGGUCCUAACCGAUCCACAAACGAAACGAGCCACUGGAGUUCAGUUUAUACGAGAUGGCAGACUGCAAAAUGUGUAUGCAACCAGGGAGGUGAUUCUGUCGGCAGGAGCCAUUGGAACGCCGCAUCUGAUGUUGCUAUCGGGUAUUGGACACGGCGAGGAGUUGAGCAGAGUGGGCAUACCGUUGGUGCAACAUCUGCCGGGCGUCGGACAGAAUCUACAGGAUCACAUUGCCGUUGGCGGCAUUGCCUUCCUCAUCGACUAUCCCAUUUCGAUUGUGAUGAAGCGUAUGGUUAAUAUCAAUACCGCACUGAGGUAUGCCAUCACCGAGGACGGCCCUCUGACCUCCAGCAUUGGCUUGGAGGCGGUGGCUUUUAUUAAUACGAAAUACGCCAAUGCCAGUGACGAUUGGCCGGAUAUGAACUUUAUGAUGACCUCGGCAUCGGUGAUGUCCGAUGGCGGUAGCCAGGUGAAGACGGCCCACGGCCUGACCGAUGAGUUCUACCAGGAGGUAUUCGGGGAGGUCAACAAUCGCGAUGUUUUUGGUAUUUUCCCCAUGAUGCUGAGACCGAAGAGCAGGGGCAGCAUAAAGCUGGCGUCGAAAAAUCCCCUCAGAUAUCCGUUGCUGUAUCACAACUACCUCACCCAUCCGGAUGAUGUCAAUGUGCUGAGGGAGGGCGUCAAGGCGGCGGUGGCCAUGGGUGAAACGCAGGCGAUGAAGAGAUUCGGAGCGCGAUUUUGGAACAAACCAGUGCCGAAUUGUAAGCACCUUAACCUGUACACCGAUGACUAUUGGAACUGCUUCAUCAGGCAGUACACGAUGACGAUCUACCACAUGAGUGGUACGGCCAAAAUGGGACCACCCACGGAUCCCUGGGCCGUGGUGGAUCCCCAGCUGAGGGUCUAUGGCAUACCCGGAUUGAGGGUUAUCGAUGCCAGCAUAAUGCCGGCCAUUACGAAUGGCAAUAUCCAUGCACCGGUGGUGAUGAUCGGUGAGAAGGGUGCGGAUAUGAUAAAGCAACUGUGGCUAACACCCACCACGGCGCCCGUGGGCGUUCAAGGUCAGGGGCCGAGUCCGCGUCAAGGUCACAAGACGAGCUCAGCGCCACCACCACGAACCCAGUGGCGGAGUAAACGAUCAUUGAACUCCACGGAAACGGAAACGGAAACAGAAACGGAAACGGAAAGCAGUGAAAACUUGGAUAUUGAAACAUCACCGGUACAGCAAUGGCCACUGCCAAGGUCGUAGCUAUUGAAAUUGAGUGGGGGUUUAAAUGGGGUCAAUCGGGUGCGGUGGGGUUCGUUGGGGUGUUUUUGGUUCAUCAGUUCGAGGGGGGGGUUAGCACAAAUUUCCGCCUUCUAAAUAAAUUUAAUUUAUUAAGCUCAACUUGCUCUUUCUCAUUCUCACAGUUACUCGCUCUCUAGCCAAAAUAAUACAAGAAUUACCCUUUUUUC
Molecule: messenger RNA, 2658 nt
Organism: Drosophila santomea
Lineage: Eukaryota; Metazoa; Arthropoda; Insecta; Diptera; Drosophilidae
Product: glucose dehydrogenase [FAD, quinone]
Exons: 4
Coding region: 260-2452 (730 amino acids)
Molecular function (GO): oxidoreductase activity, acting on CH-OH group of donors; flavin adenine dinucleotide binding
Source: RefSeq, a predicted model, not a curated record